AGUACUCGUCAGUACUGUUCAGACCUCUUAUUUCAUUUGACGGAAUCGUGUCGAGUGGAUAUUCAUAAUAAAUUCACUGACGUGGGCUUAUAUGUGUUGAAAUUUACAUACAUACUUAUAUUGUGCUAAAGAAACAAGAAUCAGAUGUUACAUAUUCUAAGUGAAUUUCGUCUUCAAAUCGUCUUUUAAUAAAUCGAUCUCAAUAAAUACACUUUCUAUUGAGAUUCAUAAAUUUUUAUAUAUGGAUAUAUAAACAAAUGUACAACAUUAAUGCUUAAAUCUUUCUAAGGACUUGCUAAAACAUUACAUCGCAUGUCAUCCAACGGCCUUUCUAAUACAACGAUAAUUGAAAAAAAAAAUUAUAAACAACUACAAAUUAUUAAGGAUAAACAUAUUGUAACGGCAUUAAAUGAAGUAGACUUGGUUAUGAGUUUAUCUCCAAAGGAAUUACUGAUACCUACCGCCACUUCCCAGCAUCAUCCAGUGAAUACACCUACGAAAUUAAGUACAAACGAAACAACGACACAAAAUAACGUAUCUACAGCAACCGCGGUAGCGGUUGCACAUCACCACCACAAUCUUUCGAAUAUUCACCAUCUCCAAAAUCUGCAAAGUCAUCAUCAGAAUACAAUUUUUAAUAGUAAUCACUCAACACCUUUUAGCGUGACCGAUAUCUUAAGUCCAAUUGAAGAAUCGUAUCGCAAACUGGAACUGAACGGAAACCCGCCAUCUCCGUUUCGGUCCAACUCAAGUGGUAGUAGCAUUAACUCCCCUGGAACAUUAACUACUUCAACUAUGGCCAAUCCGUACGCUAUGGGAUCGUUAUAUCAUAGCCCAGGAGUUCAAAGCUACUGCGGACCUACCGACAAUUUAUCUCUUGCUGGUCACUAUACUGACAUGAGAAGUUCAGCAUCAUGGUACGGAUCAACAGCAAACGAUCCAAGAUUUGCAAUAUCUCGCCUCAUGAGUUCGUCAGCCAGUGGGACCAUGGGACAUAUGGGAAAUAUGAGUGGACUAGCAGCUUGUAGCGUUAGCGAUACAAAACCACUACAGUUUCCUUUAGCACAAAGGAGAAAACGGAGAGUUUUGUUUACGCAAGCUCAGGUGUAUGAACUUGAAAGAAGAUUUAAGCAGCAGAGGUAUCUCUCCGCCCCUGAACGAGAACACUUGGCCAGUCUUAUUCAUUUAACCCCAACACAGGUGAAGAUUUGGUUCCAGAAUCACAGAUAUAAAUGUAAAAGGCAAGCAAAAGAAAAGGCAAUGGCUGAACAAAAUCAACAUAACCAGUCUGCAAGCUCACCGAGGCGUGUUGCCGUCCCUGUACUUGUAAAGGACGGAAAGCCAUGCUCUGGAAAUAAUAACUCAACGCAAACGCAACCACACGGAAAUAGUACUACGUCAGCAGGAAAUAAUAACACUACUACCAAUAGUGGAAAUGCCAAUAGUGGAGGAGUGUCUGUAACUGCCAAUGUUUCAAGUGGUCUCAAUCUUAUAACAGGAGAUGCCCCCAACUCUCACUCGCCGGAUACAUCAACUUCUUUACUCGCUAGUUAUGGGACUGUUGGAGGUUCCAACGUUGCUAUGCUGCAGCAACCCUGCAAUAAUACUUUGAUGUCAAAUAGCUUGGCAAUGGCAUAUAGAAAUCAAAAUAAUUUUAUAUCUAAUGGACAUCAGCAGCAAUGCGGCGGAUAUUUGCCGUUACAAGGCCGAGCAUGGUAAAAAUUUUCGCUUAUCGGAUCUUUACCAGUUUUUACUUCCGAAAGAUUCAGACAAAUUAAAAUUUCUAGACCUGUUCCGAGACUUUUUUCCGAAAGAUCAGCAUGAAUUUGAAAAUCCCUAUCUCGUUUGACUUUCAAAAAAGCAUUCGGUUACCGGAUUUGAAUACACCAGUUUAAAAAUUCAGUGAUUACGAAUGUUUUGCGAUGUAUUUAAAGGCAAAUAAUAUUUGUAAUACAUUCCUUAAUGUCCAGGGUUCGUAAACAUCACUCACUUUUAAUAUGCCCCAAAAAUCAUUUCAAUCAUUAUCAAGUAUUAUACAAUUUGUAUAGUUAUUUUCCGAAUCCUGUAAAACAGUUGUGAUUUUUAUCAGAAAAAUAUUUAUCAGCCCUGCUUGGUUACUCCUAAUUUUAUUGUGACAAAUAUCACCGCCCUAUGUUGAAAUUAUUAUAUUUAAACAAAAUUACAGAUUGUGAGGGAUAUUUUACGAACCCUGUUAAUGUCUAAUGUUCGUUAUUACAUCGUAAGAUUUUAAAUUGUUAGCCCUUAAAAUAAUGUAAAUGCAUAUCUCUAAUGCGCAUAGACACAAAUUAAGAGCACGCCAAAAAUUAAUAAGCCCUUUGGCUAAAAAAGCUCAGGGAAAGUUUAGGCUUUAUUAAGGGACGACCGCAGCAGUCAUCUGUUUUCUUUUACGCCUAAAGGUACCUUCCCUAAAAAAUUCGUAAAAAAAUAAGGAAAAUUGUUAAAGGGAAAUACGAUUAAUGGAACUGAAUGCCCUUCGAGUAAAAACUGUUACAGGCCGGUAUAUAAUUUAACCAAGUGUACUCUAUUCGGUUAUUUAUGUAGAAGAUAUUAAAUACAAAUAAAAUUAAAUGUUAUAUCGGAUAUCAGAUUCAUUAAAUGAAAUAUACAUUUGUAGUAAGCCCUAACUUUAACGUCAAUAGUAAAUAUAUUUAAUAUGGUAUACGUGCAUAUUUACAAAAAAUUGCUCAAAAAAAUUAUAUAUAAGUGUA
Messenger RNA from Drosophila takahashii, 2729 nucleotides. RefSeq names its product scarecrow (gene scro). NCBI's taxonomy places the organism in Eukaryota, Metazoa, Arthropoda, Insecta, Diptera, Drosophilidae. Gene Ontology annotation, molecular function: DNA-binding transcription factor activity, RNA polymerase II-specific; RNA polymerase II cis-regulatory region sequence-specific DNA binding. Gene Ontology annotation, biological process: cell differentiation; regulation of transcription by RNA polymerase II. Gene Ontology annotation, cellular component: nucleus. The record is from RefSeq and is a predicted model, not a curated record.